Nelumbo nucifera (sacred lotus) is the source of this 1759-nucleotide messenger RNA. RefSeq names its product autophagy 18 B-like protein (gene ATG18B). The record is from RefSeq and is a predicted model, not a curated record. NCBI's taxonomy places the organism in Eukaryota, Viridiplantae, Streptophyta, Magnoliopsida, Proteales, Nelumbonaceae. Gene Ontology annotation, molecular function: protein binding.
UCGAGCUCAUAGCAAUUACUACUUAUAGUCUCGUGCGCACUUCUUUGUCAUCUUCUGGUUGUAUGCGUAAUGAAUAAGAAGAGCAUGCGGCAAGCAAACCCAACGAGAAAACAAUCGUUACGGUGAAAUCAAAGCAAAUUCGCUGCUCGGACCUGCAAAUAUCGAAGUUGGCUGAAAAGGGUAGGAGAAAUCCUCAAAUGGCAAAUCAAUCUUCAGCUUCUCCUAUCCUCUGCGCUUCCUUCAAUCAAGAUAACAGUUGCUUUGCUAUAGGAACGAGGGAUGGAUUCAAAAUAUUUGACUCGAGUACUGGGAAGCUCUGUUACGAAAAAGCUAUUGGAGCAUUUAGCCUUGUUGAAAUGCUGUUCAACUCAAGCCUUCUUGCCAUAGUUGGAGCAGGAGAGCAGCCAUCACUAUCACCACGUCGGCUUUGUCUUUUCAACACUGUAACUGGCGCUGCACUUAGAGAACUAAACUUUUUGACCUCAAUUGUUGCUGUUCGCAUGAGUAGGAAAAGGCUUGUUGUUAUAUUGCAAGAUAAGGCAUACAUAUAUGACUUGAACAGUCUUGCAAUCUUGGACACAUUUGAUAUAGUGCCAAAUAUAAAAGGACUUUGUGCAUUCUCCCCUAGUUUGGAUGGCUGCUAUUUGGCACUUCCAGCAAGUACAACCAAAGGAUCUGUGUUGGUUUACAAUGUAAUGGAACUCCAUUCACACUGUGAGAUAGAUGCUCAUCGUUCACCAUUGGCUGCAAUUGUCCUUUCCUCAAAUGGAAUGUACAUAGCAACAGCCUCUGAGCAGGGCACCAUAAUCAGAGUUCAUAUGGUUUCACAAGCAACCAAGCAGUCAUAUAGUUUCCGAAGAGGGAUGUCCCCAUCAACCAUAUACACAUUGUCAUUUGGUCCGUCAAUGCACCUUCCAGACAUUCUUGUUGCUACAAGCUCUUCUGGUUCUGUUCAUGUUUUUCGUCUUGGAUUUAUCCUAAAUCAAAGAAGUUUAAGAUCAAGUAAUCUUCUCGGAUCACUGAUACCUGACUCUAUAAAUGAUGCUUUUGAAGCUGAUCAUCAUCAUGUGCUCCACAAUGCAGUUCCAGCUGGAGUCAAAAGCUAUGUUGUGAUCCGCAGUGUGGACAAAGUUGUCAGCACUUCUAUAACCCAGUCCCAGGCUUCCACUUCUAGAGCUUGUAUUUCCAUUAUCACAUACAACGGCUACUUUCAGGAGUACAGUUUAAGUAUCAAUGAUACAAAUGAAGCUUCGUGGGGUUUGGAGCGUGAAUUUAAUCUGUUAACAGCAAUUCCUGAUAAAUUAACCGAUGCUUGAUAUUAUUAUGAUGAACUUUCUCCGACUCUCUUCAUCCUGUUGAAGUGCAUGAAGAACUGUGAAUAUGUGUAAGAUUCAAGAAAUAUUCUUAGUAAUUAUCCUAGCUUAUCUGUACCGUUCAUUAUGUAUCCAAGUUGAUUCUAGCAAGAAAAAUGGUAUAUUGCAAGAAGUGCACCCCCCCAUGAUCAAUUGGUUAAAACCAGCAGGAAAUGUAGAUUGCUUUCUGACAUCAAGCUAUGGAAGAAUGAAAUAGGUAUUAUUACCAUUUGUUUUGUAUAUUGAUCUAAGCUCAAGGCUAUAGUUUGGCUGUGUAUUCAAUUUAGUGGUUGUGUUAUAUAUAUUGUAAAAGGCCUUAAGCCUCCAUGGAAGGAAAAACAGAAAUUGGAAGACAAUUGAUUGUGUAUGGACUCUUUGUUUAAUCUUUCACUACUUGGGGGUGUUCA